Messenger RNA from Hydractinia symbiolongicarpus, 4778 nucleotides. RefSeq lists its product as uncharacterized. The record is from RefSeq and is a predicted model, not a curated record. Gene Ontology annotation, molecular function: ubiquitin-protein transferase activity. The transcript has 2 exons. The coding region runs from base 624 to 1463 and encodes 279 amino acids. Lineage: Eukaryota; Metazoa; Cnidaria; Hydrozoa; Anthoathecata; Hydractiniidae.
UUGAAAAGAGCCCACUCUGGGAAAUAUGAUAUUCAUAACCGUCCGAUAACUGUAAGGGAAAGCUACAAAGUUAAUGUUGGAUUGAAGUGUAAAGAUAAGUUAUCAAAAUAUACAAUGAAAAACAACCAGAGUUAUUUGACACUAUUUAAUCGAUCUACAAAAUACCCUGAGCUACAUGACGAAAUACGUAAACACUAUGAUAUACCACAGAAAGAUCAAACAUUUGUUGGUAAUUAUAACGGUCACUCUCUGGAGCAAGAUUUCAUUGAUAUAGAAACAUAUGGUUUGAGUUGUAGAGACAAAAAAAAAAGGAAUACAAGUAUAUAUAUUUAUACUAUCCUAAAUCAUUUGCGAAGCUGGAGUUUUCAAAGUUGUGCAAUAAGUCAUAUUCAAGCAUGUUUGAAUUAGAUACAGAAAUUAUUGGACCCUAAGAAACAGUAAUAUCAUCUGCAUGGGCAGAAGGUACCUCAACGAUUACUGUGCCACCCAGCUUACCAGGAUCGAAUUUUGUUGACAGAAGUAUAUGCAGUGUUUGUUCUUGUACGUAUAUUGGUAGCUGUCUACGCAGUGAGCAAAAUGAAAGUUACACAGCAACUUUGCUAGCAGAUCAAACAGACAACAUUAUGACAGAGGAUACUUUUUUAGCAUCACCCGAUCCAGAUGCUGUGACAAAUACUGCCAAAACUGACAUAGAUGUAAACAUAGAAAAUUCUACUCUUCGUGAUUUGAGAUUGAGACAUUUUUCAAGAAACACACAAAAACCAGUGAGAUAUAGACAUUCAAUUGGCUCACCCUCAUUGUCUCUUCAACUAGAAUCAACAGAGGACAGUUCAGCAUUUGGUGAUGAUGAAGUGAAUCGUUUUAUGGAAAAUUAUGAGACAGAUAAUUUUGAUAAUGCUACUCCACAGUUUGAAGAAACAGAAACUGAUUCUAUCGCAUUUAUGCAAAACUGUGAAAGCUACUUCACCAAUUUACCAAAAAUAAACACAAAGCAUAUCAUCAUACAACGAGAUUCACAGCGUUUUUGGCCUGUAUUAUUACGUCAAAAUUUUGAUCUUUCGUCUGAAAAAAUAGCUAUCAGAUUUGCAGGUGAACCCGGUGCUGAUGCAGGUGGACCGCUGCGCGAAUUUUACUCAUUGUCAAUGAGAUGGUUUACCACUAUCCCUGGGGUAUUUUUCGGAGAUGACAAAGGAAUUUGUUUCAAAUUAAUGCCAGAUGGUGUAUUAAAAAAAGUAUAUUACAAGAUUGGGCAGUUAACAGGUGCAUCUAUUAUACAUGUUGGAAGAGGUCCAGAAUGUUUCUCUGAGCUCAUUUUCAAUGCAUUGUAUGAUUUGCCAUAUCCUGAUAAAAUAACACCAAUAAAUGAUGCAGAAUUCAAGUAUAAAUUGUUAAUUGCUGUAGUUCCCAAUAAAAACACAAACUUGGAGAAGAAAAUUUAUUUCAAUUUUGUAAGAAUAAACUGAGGAUAAUUUGGCGGAAUCGGGUGAGGAUGCUAGGCUGAAGAGAAGAUAUUGUCUCAAGCUCACGUGCGUGUUCCCAAUAAAUUCGCUCUUCUCCACUACAUCCGGAGCUCUUCUCCUAGUAGUGUUCGCUCUUCUCCACUACAUCCGGAGCUCUUCUCCUAGUAGUGUUUUCUGGCUUAACUAAUCUCUCAAUCACAUCCGGAGCUCCUCUCCUGUGAUUCCAUUUCCUCUAUCAUACCUCACAAGAACCUACUCUUUAUGAGCUCUAGCUUCUUUUGCAUUUCACACCUGUUAUUAACCUCUUGGUGCACCACCUCUGACUGUCAGCGCCGCAUGCCCCUGCUGUUAUUUCCCCAGUCAUCUGUCCUGCUCGCGUGGUGCACCGUCGUUCAUCUCCUCGCACCUGUACUGAAUUCACCAUACUCUUCCAGGGGUACACGCACAUCUCUACACUUUGUGGCUGCCCAGGGCAGCCCAGCACCCCCAAAUUCCCCAAAUGAAAAUUCAUUAUCUAUGAGGCAAUAUUUUUGACAAGAACUACGACGAGAUAAUUCAACAUGCCAUAACAGGCUUAACAAAUAGACAUGAAAAGAAAACUACAUGCAAGUGCCUAUAAAUUAGCCUUUUACAAUUCGGGUAAUAAAAUCCCCAUUGAUAAAACGAACAAUGGGCCACCCUUAGCCCCCCCGAAAUAACAGGUAAUUUCUUAAAGCUUUUACUGACCAAAAUUUGUGUUCAAUCAUAGCAAAACGAAUUGUGACACCUUUCCUAAAUGGAGCUGUUUUGGAUGCCUUGAUGUUAAAUGUAAAUAGCAGUUCUGAAAAUAGAAGCCUGACCUUAUUUAUUAAUCACUCUAGGGCAAAUGUAUAAUGGCUAAUAUGGAAGAUUUCUUCAUAAAAAAUAUCAGAAACUUUUUUCAUGUGGAUUACUUUUACAUUAACAAAAUUAAAAAUUUGAAGAUAAACUUUUUGGAUUUUGUCAUUCAUUAGUUUUCAACUUUCUCCCUGGAAAUUUUUAAGGUUUAAAGCCCAUGUCCCACAGUAACUUUUUCAUCCUUAUCCUAAUGUUAAUACAUAAUCUAUGCAACAGCUUUUGUAGUAAAAUUAAAACACAUAAAAACGAAAAGCGGCAAUAAAACGAAUAGCGGCGAUAGAAAUGCUUUUUUAGAUCGUAUUUUAAAAGUUUAAAAUCGAAAAGAGGCGAUAGAAAUGUGUUUUUAGAUCGCAUUUUAAAAGUUUAUAAACGAAAAGCGGCAUUUAAUAGUUGUGAACCAUGCUUCUCGAAUGUUUCUUAGAUUAAACGCGCUGGAAUUUUUUUUUUAAGUAAUUGAAUCAAUAAUACAUUCUCGCGCAAUGUAUUAUAAAACUUCGCGAAAGAUUUUUAUUAUAUAAUUACUUCACGCUAAUACUUAAGGGAACAGCUUAUCAAUACAUUUACACAAUGCAUCUCGCCAUCAAAAAAAAUAGAAUUGCUCCGACAUCUCUUCGCGAGCGCAUUGUUUUUUAACACGCAAAUAUAAUCUCGCAAAACGCUCAAGGGAUUUAAUUAUAACAAAAAACAAACGACUGCCGUCCACCACGCAAAGGUGUGAUAUUAGGAUGUACGCGGUAGAUUACAUUCAGACUGUACUGUACUGAAUCACUCUACAAUGACACGUAUUUAAAUGCCUAAUAUAAAGAAAAUACAUAAAAUCGGAAGCCUAACCGUAUUUAUACGCCCAACCAUUCUAAAUUAAGGGCACUGACAAUAAAAGCAUGUCCAGAUUUCCAAAUUGCACAAAAGAUAUAGCCUGAUUAAACAAUUUUAGGUAUCAUUCAAAAUACGGCUAUGUGAAAUGUUUAUAAAAUUGAUCCUAAAAGACUGGACACUUAUUGAAAAAAAAAAAUUAAAAAAAAAUCCAACUUAAAGUGAGGUAGGAUCGCCUAAGUAGAAAUUGCCAAUGAGAAGAUCAUGUGGAUCUAAACUAGUAAUCGGUUGAAAGCAACACACAACUCCACUAUUGGCGUUUAAAAAGGCUCCCUGCGCCCAGGAGUCGAGUUAAAAUUUAUCUAAACUACUCAGGAGUGUUUCACGAGGCUCAACUCUCUGGUUUCACGGUAGUUUAACUACAAUUUGCCGCUUUUUGCCGAUUGUUGCGCGAUUCCUUGUUUUCUGCCGUAAAAUAGUCGACCCCGGCGGCAGCCGAAGUGUGGACCUUUGACCCUCUUAAACAAACAAAUAAUUUUGACGCCAAGAAGAAUCGCGCCAAAGUGUGGACUUUUGUAAAACAAAGAAUAUGUGACGUCAAGAAGAAUCCCGCGGAAGUCGGCGAAAUUUACAGUAAAGAAAGAUUGAAAUUAAUUUACUCUACCUAUUGUUAUUGCCUCCCGGUAGCCGGUUGGUUGAAUAGGGUAGGAUUAAACAUGUCUAAAGGCUAAGAGAGUUUUGUAUUGACUUGCAGCAAGUAAAUGGAAGGCCGGAAUGAAAUUGAGCAAUGUUGCUAAAAAGAAACAUGACUGGAAAACAUUCUCUGUGAUGCCUGGGAUUGCAGAAGAAAGCAGUUUGGCAAAAUAAACAGACUUUUUUGAGUUAACAAAAUUAUAGCAUUAACUUUAUAAUGACAAAGUUUUCAGAUUCAAAGCUUCUGGCAAUAAACAAUUUUAAACCAUUUCUUAAAAUGGCCACAGACGAGAACACUAGUCGUGACUAGCUUUGGGAGAAUGACUUCGACAAGACUUGAUGAUGAUUGGUUGAAAAGCUCUAAUCUUAUAUCGAGAUAAUUCCUGGGAACGAUGUUAAUUAUAAAAAAUUAGGAAAAAGGCAUGGUUUUAAUUAAUGGGUGAAAUGACGAAAGUCUUUCACAUUUCACUAAAGAAGUUAUGCUGACAGGCAUGGAAAAUGUUUGUGGUUCUACCAACAUAAAGAAAAUGACUUAGCAUAUAUACAUAUACAGCGCUAUCCUGAUUGACACAAAAUGUGUAAAUGUAGUUAAUGAUAUCUGUUUUUAAAUGAUUUGUUUUGGUAAAAAUUUCAAGUAGUUAGUGUUUACCGCAUAACAGCUAGGUAUUUCCAAGUGUAAUUCAACAUUUUAGAGUCUUAGCCAAUAAGGGCUACAUAUUUUUGACUGAAUGCUGUGCUAAAUCAGUGGUCAUUCAAUUGUUGUGGUAGGUUGUGUUGUUUUUAAUUAGCUAUUGCUGCGUAAAAACCAAAUUUUAUAUAGCGGCCUUUACUUGUGCAAAAUCAUGAUAUAAUUUUGCUAUUUUUAUUUUAUUUAUCUGUUGUUGUUUAUGGUGUACUAUGAUCUAAUAAUACAAAUAAAGCCUAUUUACAAUGCAA